AUGACAGAUCUACAAAAGACUCCCUUCGUCAGGGAGCUCGCCUCCAGCGACAAGAAAAUCCGGGACAAAGCCACCGACUCCCUAACUCUCUUCCUCCGCUCCAGAAGCGACCUCUCUCUCAUCGAGCUCCUUAAACUCUGGAAGGGCCUGUUCUUCUGCUUCUACCACUCCGAUCGCCCACUCACACAACAAGCGCUCGCGCGGAACCUCUCCUACUCGCUCGUCCCGACUAUUCCCCGCUCCGCCGUCCAUCGCUUCCUGCGCGCAUUCUGGAUCACCAUCGGCCGGGAUUUCCAUUCACUGGAUCGGUUGCGACUGGACAAGUACCUGCUGCUGAUCCGUUUCUAUGUCGGGGUUGCAUUUGAGAUUUUCCUGAAGGGCGCGCAGCAAAAGGCCGCACAGGACAAGGACAGCAACAAGAAGCGGAAGAGGGAGGCUGAACAGAACGGAAAGUCAAAGAAGCGGUCGAAGGGAAAGAAGCAAAGCGAGGCUGUCGAGGAGGAGGAAGAGGAGCAGAAUGAUGAGACGAAAUGGGCGGAACUGGAGUCGUACAUCUCAAUCAUGGAAGAGGGUCCACUUUGUCCGCUGAACUUUGACCCCGACCAGCCUCCUACUGAUGAGAAAAAGGAUUAUGUCGCCAUGCCUCAUGGUCCCGAUGGGCUGAGGUACCAUAUCAUGGAUAUAUGGAUUGAUGAGGUGGAGAAGGUACUUGAGUUUGAGGAGGGCUCUGAUGGGGUGCGGAAACCGAAGGGUGAUGUUCCCAUUGAGCUGAUUUUGAGACCCAUUGAGAAGUUGCGGGCCGACAGCCCGUACAAGCCUGUUAGGACUCGGGCAAAGGAGACGUUGGAGGAUGAGCGAUUGAUCGAGUGGGGAUUCCGGACCCGGAAGGUCGAUUCGGAUGAAGAGGAUAGUGACGAGGAAUGGGGUGGAUUUGAUUGA
Messenger RNA from Aspergillus oryzae RIB40, 939 nucleotides. RefSeq names its product ribosomal RNA processing 1 family protein. Gene Ontology annotation, cellular component: preribosome, large subunit precursor; preribosome, small subunit precursor; nucleus. NCBI's taxonomy places the organism in Eukaryota, Fungi, Ascomycota, Eurotiomycetes, Eurotiales, Aspergillaceae. The coding region runs from base 1 to 939 and encodes 312 amino acids. Gene Ontology annotation, biological process: rRNA processing. The transcript is spliced from 3 exons. The record is from RefSeq and is a predicted model, not a curated record.